AUGGAAUUGGGGAAGGAGGAGUGGGAGCACAGCCUCAUCUAUAAAGACCACUUAGUCUGCUGCAGAGUCUUUAUGUUGCCUCCUACAGGGCAGGAGGAGUGGGAGCACAGCCUCAUCUAUAAAGACCACUUAGUCUGCUGCAGAGUCUUUGUGUUGCCUCCUACAGGGCAGGAGGAGUGGGAGCACAGCCUCAUCUAUAAAGACCACUUAGUCUGCUGCAGAGUCUUUAUGUUGCCUCCUACAGGGAAGGAGGAGUGGGAGCACAGCCUCAUCUAUAAAGACCACUUAGUCUGCUGCAGAGUCUUUAUGUUGCCUCCUACAGGGCAGGAGGAGUGGGAGCACAGCCUCAUCUAUAAAGACCACUUAGUCUGCUGCAGAGUCUUUAUGUUGCCUCCUACAGGGCAGGAGGAGUGGGAGCACGGCCUCAUCUAUAAAGACCACUUAGUCUGCUGCAGAGUCUUUGUGUUGCCUCCUAUAGGGCAGGAGGAGUGGGAGCACGGCCUCAUCUAUAAAGACCACUUAGUCUUAACGUCUCUUUUAAUGGCUAAUCUAAUCUCCCUCUUGACAGAUGGCUUGGGCACACCCACGUCAUCAGCUGGCAGCUCCACCUGCAAGAGGCUCCAGCAGCACCGGCGCCCAGAGUACCUGAGGACAGAGUUACACCGGCUACAGAGCACCCUGGCUAGGGAGGAGGGGAGGACAGCCUGCCUGACCAACGGAGCAUCUGGAUGUCAUGGGAUGAACAGGCAGAACGGUCACGGUGAUGUCAUAAAGACGAGCAACACCCUGAGACUACAUGUACCACCAGCUGGCUCAUGUGUCUCAGUCAGCCAGCAGCUCUCUCAUCUGGAGACAUCCAGCUCAGAAGCAUACAAACCAUCCCUAAGUUACCAAAACAACCAUUUCAUUUCCUCCUCUCCUACUCCCCCUCAGAGUGACUUCAGGUUGACCCCAGGGUCAAUCCCCCUACAGCCCUGCCUCUUGAGCCCUAACCCCUGGUGUAGUUCUGCUGCCUCUGCAACUCAGUUCUGCCCUCCUAUCUCCAGGACCUGUCCCUCUGGUUCCACUGGCUCCAGGUCACCCCAGUCCCCCCGGCCAACCUGCCACUCCAGGCCACCUCCUUCAGGGGACACUCCCUUCAGCUCCUCUUUCAGCUUCAUCCAACAGUCACUGAGCCUUGAUUCACUGAGCUCCAAUCACAGGACAGAAACAGACACCGCAGCUGGUGAGAGGCCCCCUGGCCUAAACCCAAACCCACAACCACUGAACAGGCGCCCUGACCUAAACCCAAACCCACAACCACUGAACAGGACCCCUGGCCUAAACCCAGACCCACAACCACUGAACAGCCCCCCUGGCCUAAACCCAGACCCACAACCACUGAACAGCUCCCCUGGCCUAAACCCAGACCCACAACCACUGAACAGCUCCCCUGGCCUAAACCCAGACCCACAACCACUGAACAGCUCCCCUGGCCUAAACCCAGACCCACAACCACUGAACAGGCCCCCUGGCCUAAACCCAGACCCACAACCACUGAACAGGCCCCUGGCCUAAACCC
Messenger RNA from Oncorhynchus keta (chum salmon), 1561 nucleotides. RefSeq lists its product as uncharacterized. The record is from RefSeq and is a predicted model, not a curated record. The transcript is spliced from 3 exons. Bases 1 to 1557 code for a protein of 518 amino acids. Lineage: Eukaryota; Metazoa; Chordata; Actinopteri; Salmoniformes; Salmonidae.